Molecule: messenger RNA, 474 nt
Organism: Mizuhopecten yessoensis (Yesso scallop)
Lineage: Eukaryota; Metazoa; Mollusca; Bivalvia; Pectinida; Pectinidae
Exons: 1
Source: RefSeq, a predicted model, not a curated record
GCUAUGCAGGAGGUUCAUGGUAUGACCACAGCGGAGCGGCAGUUGACUCUCUUUGCCUACCACGAGAUCCAGAAUGGUUACAGACGACUGUUGUACCGGAUGCUUACACAGGGAGGAUUUAUGGAGCAGAGUACGAAUCUGUUAAUGGCUAUUCUCUAUUCGGGCCUAAAUCACACAAUGAAGAGGUUCCCUGUGCUGUCUGUAGAUCUACCUCCUUCGUUUCCUCUGUAAUGAUACCGGCGAGGACGACCUGCUACAGCGGCUGGACGAAGGCCUACAGUGGGUCAUUAGCGUCGGGUUAUUAUGCCCAAGUAGCUGCUACCCAAUAUGUAUGUGUAGAUGAGAAUGCACAGCCGCUCUCUGGAGGAGCUGAUAGAAACGACAAUGGUAUGUUGUUUUAUGGAGUCAAAGCUUUCUGUGGCUCUCUGCGAUGCCCUCCAUAUGAGCAAGAUAAAUUCAUAGCUUGUGUAGUUU